This is a messenger RNA of Scutellospora calospora, 2115 nucleotides long. The record is from the annotation of a GenBank genome assembly. NCBI's taxonomy places the organism in Eukaryota, Fungi, Glomeromycota, Glomeromycetes, Diversisporales, Gigasporaceae.
AUGAAUGUCCUUCGCUCAUUAUACGAAUCCUAUAAGAAUAAUGCCAAUGAAUCCAUUAAUACAAUACAGGAAGAACCUGAAGACAUUACUAUCAUCAUUCACGUGGGCGAUACUGAAGAAGGACAUGACUCUGGAAACAUUAUGCCCAAUAUGAGUCUCUCGGAAGUGCGCAAUCUUCUCAAACAUAAUAAACAAAUUUGUAUGGGUGAUAAUAUGAAAUUUCUCAAAAUCAAAAACAACAUUCAGUUACAAAUUAGUUCCGACGAAGAAGAAUGUAAAGUAGUAUCCAAAAUUCUUGAUAAAAAUAAUUGUAUUCAUAUCCUCAAAGACCCAACAAAACCAAGUUUUUUCCAAUUCAUAAAUAAACAUCAUCUUAUGCGUGGGCGUUAUUUUACAUCUGACAGUAUGGAGGUGAAAAUUGCACAACAGGAUGCAUUUAAGUUCAAACAAAAUUGUAAAAUUUUUUCUGAAUUAGAAGUUUCGAAUAAUAAACACACUCUUUAUUCAGAAACAUGUAAAGAAGAAAUUGAACAAAUAUUCGUGAGGCAUCUUAUUUCAAAAGCUAAUGCAUCAGUUCCUUUGGCGCCUUAUUCAUUUAAGUUUGGUGUUAAUUUUGAAAAUUUCCGCAAUAAGAAGCAGCAGGUGUCAGAUUCCUAUGAAUUUAAAGGUGUUAAGUGUGUGAAAUGUAAUAUAACUAUCUUUCGUGAUCAAAUUGAACCAACUGAUGAGUUCAAAGAUGCCAUAAGUAAAGCCUUAGAACAGGAAACUGACGAAUUAAGAUUGGAUGAAAUUAAUAAAUUGUCCGAGAAGUUUGGAGAUUUUUUUCCCUUGGAAACUGAUUUUGGCGGUAUUAUUCAAUUUCAAACUGACUAUAGUAGCAAGACUUCUAUUAAUUCUAAGAGAAGACAAUUUGAAUCAAACAUCCAAGGAUCCUCUCUAACUUAUAAUUCUGAAAGCAAUUUAUCGACAUCCAAAUAUUAUACUAAUAAAAACUAUGUCAUUAUUGGUGGUGAUACACAUGAAUGCAAGGAUAUAAAUAUCGAAGAUAUCGGAAAUCAAAAAGAUUGGUUGAAAUCAUUAAGCGAUUAUAACAAGUGGGGACUUAUCAAUUAUUCAAAAAUAGUAUCCGUAUAUGAAUUGUUGGAUGAUGAAUUACGAAUGAAAUUUCUUAGAAUCUUUGGACAGAAGGUGCUUUAUUAUAAAACUAUUGAAGUAGAUUUUAAUGAGAAAAAUAUUACAGAGCCCCAAAAAAGGCCAAUCACUAUUCCCACUGAUAUACUUAGAAAUAUGAAGGAAAAUAAACAGGAUUAUCAAAUAUAUGCAACAGUUUUACAUAAUGUAGAUGAGGUUUUUUCUGUUCAUAUAGAAUAUUUUUCUCCAACUAAUCCAUAUUUAGUUAUACUAUGUGUCAAAGAAAAAAAGUCGUCGAAGAUUUUAUCUUUUAACAAGAAAUACAAAAUAACAGUCGCAUGGAUGAUUGUUGGGUUUCACUUAAAUUUUAACUUUAAACACUCCUUAUUUAAAUUAAAAAGUUAUACUUUAACAAAUCCAAUGCAAAAAUUUUAUAAUGAUCCUGAGCUUAAUGAUUCCAAUGAAUAUACUGAUGAAAGCUUUUCCGAGAUAUUUAAAUCGCAUAAUAGUAGAACUUAUUGUCUUCUUGGAACUUGUGUUUUUCGUCAUCAAGAUGACGAAAAUGAGGAAAUUGCUACUAGAAUCGUCGCUGGAUGUCACUUUUGCAAAAAUGAUAAUCGAAGCUGGAAACCAUGCUUUUAUGCGUUUGAUCUAGUAAUAGAUAUCUGUCAAAAAAACAAAUUAGAAAUCCAUUGUGGCAUUAUUACUGAAAAUUCUCAUACGUUAAUUGGGCCUGAAGAAGUGAAGUGGGAUGAGUGCAAGAAUAGGAACAGUCAUACAAUAUAUAAAGGCAAAGAAUGGGAAAAAUCCGCUAAAGAAGGUGAACAAGAACUAAUAUUUGCCAGUCUUUUAUAUGAGAAACACAAUUGUGAACAAUGUUCACCUGUGUUUAUAAAUGUUAAUCCUAAACAUCCUAUAAUGCUCUCAUUUAAAAAACAAGAUAUGAAAGGUCAAAUUUCUUAUCUUGUUGCUGAUUUUUUUUAA